Messenger RNA from Suillus subaureus, 678 nucleotides. RefSeq lists its product as uncharacterized. The transcript has 2 exons. The record is from RefSeq and is a predicted model, not a curated record. NCBI's taxonomy places the organism in Eukaryota, Fungi, Basidiomycota, Agaricomycetes, Boletales, Suillaceae. Bases 245 to 604 code for a protein of 119 amino acids.
UGCCCUGGUUUUAUCAAAACUUAUGCCCGACGUGAUGCCUGCAAGAGGCAUUGGGACGACAGUUGUGGAAAGCUAGCAGCUGAUGGUGCUGGGCAAUCAUACUCAGACGCUUGCAAAAGUUCCAUGAGUUCCACUUCUGCCGCGCCUGUGACAGCACCUACUACGGCGUUCACGUAUUCUUGUCCGUACCCCAUGCCCGCCACGUCGAUGUCCAAGAACGUGCAGUUCCCACCCCCAGUCGCUUAUGUUACACAGUGGUAUGGAACGCCAAGUUUUGCGAAUCCUGUACUUUGCCUCUCCCAAUCACCAGAGAAUAACACGGUCGCAGUGCCCGCCGAAGACGAGGACGACGAGGACGACCCUGAUUUUUGGGAGGCUAAUGAGAUACGAGACGCGGAUGAGAUGUAGUUACACCCCACUCCCGCUGCCGACCGCUCUCUUUAUUAUUAUCUGCUGUCAUUCAUUCACAUAUGGUCUUUCCACCGACUACACGCAUUCUUUUUAUUCUCUAUGGCAUAGUACACUACUCUUCAUUCAUUCAAACUAUUACGAUCGUUAUUAUCUUUAUCGUUAUCAUUAUCAUCAUAGUGAUUUAAUUCGUUAGUUAUAAUAUACUCCUUCCAUGCAUUUCCACCAUUAAAUCUUGAGAGAACGCGCUUAAUUAGAAAGUAUUGUCCU